CCGGGGACCUGUAGCUGGGGCGGACCCUUCCGGCGGCGGCGAGGAUGGCGGCGGAGAGCCACUGCGAUUUCCCGGUGCCCCCGAGCGGCGGCCUGGGCCCGGGCGGGCCCUGCCGCCGCUGCAGCUCGGCGCCGCCGCCGGGCACCGUGCCCGGCAAGUGGGUGCGGCUGAACGUGGGGGGCACCUGCUUCCUGACCACUCGGCAGACGCUCUGCAGGGACCCCAAGUCCUUCCUCUUCCGCCUCUGCCAGGCCGACCCCGACCUGGACUCGGACAAGGAUGAAACGGGUGCCUAUUUAAUAGACAGAGACCCAACCUACUUUGGGCCAGUGCUGAACUAUCUCAGACAUGGGAAGCUGGUUAUUAACAAGGACCUGGCUGAGGAAGGUGUACUGGAAGAGGCUGAAUUCUACAAUAUCACAUCACUAAUAAAAUUGGUAAAGGACAAAAUAAGAGAAAGAGACAGCAAGAUCUCACAGGUGCCAGUCAAACAUGUGUACAGGGUGCUGCAGUGCCAGGAAGAGGAACUCACUCAAAUGGUUUCCACAAUGUCCGAUGGCUGGAAAUUUGAACAGCUUGUCAGUAUAGGUUCCCAGUACAGCUGUGGCCGGGCCCAGCAGUCAGAGUAUCUGCUCAUAGUGUCACGGGAAGUGAAAGGGGAAGAGAGAUGCUUCCAGAAAUGCUGCAGUGAGCUGGUCAGUAUUGGUUCAUCCUAUAACUAUGGCAAUGAAGAUCAGGCUGAGUUUCUGUGUGUUGUCUCAAAGGAAUUGCAUAACACUCCCUAUGGCACAACCAGUGAACCCAGUGAAAAAGCAAAGAGUGAGGAUGAAGAAACGGAUUACGAUAUGAAUGACUCAGAUUAAGUGUAAAUGUCAUGAUUUUGCAAGAACGAGGUUCCAGGAUGUGAAGACAGUAUUGAAUGGUGACAAUUUUUUCUCUUUUAUUCCAAGACACAGUGAAUUGUCACACUGAAGAGGCUCAGCUGCAAAAGAAAAUACCUGAUUUUAGACAAUUUUCUGUUGAUCUGGGUUCAACCAUUUUUGCCUAUAAGCUGGUGUCAACUGGCUGAAAGCAUUGCAAGAUUACGCAAUGGGAAUAGAUGGUGUGGGAGUGUGUGUUAAGUUUUGGUUGUAGUGCGUGGUUGUACUCUCUUGUGGGCUGACUGACACUGGUCAUUUGAAAAGAAAUGACCAUGCACGCAUAUUUUCCUCCGAGACAUGUAGCACUUAAUGCCUGGUGCUGGAUGACCCAAUGUUGAUCAGUUUGGAGACAUUUUCCUACUAAUCAUUGUAAACGUUUAAAGGACAAUGUAAUUGGUGCUACACACACACACACUCUACAGCCCACAAAUGCAAAUAAUUGGGCCUACUUUGUUUCAGAAUCAGCGGCAGCCCCAGUUGACUGUGUUAUACUGCACAUUCCUUAUGGCUCUGUGACAUGCUCUUACAUAAGAACAGCCUAGGAGAUCAACUGAAAUUAGCACGUAAAAAGUUACACAACAGACAAAAGGUUUCUCAAAUGGAAGGUUGUAUAUAUUGACUGGAUUUAUAGCAUAUUUUAAUACCCAAAGGGAAGACUAAACUCAGAGAAAAUGGCUUUCAUCUGAGUUAUUCUUGAUAUUCCUUCUGUUAAAACAGUCUCUUCCUGCAAAAGUUAUGCUCCAGUCUUAGCCAGAUGUUUGGAAGGGGAAUCAAAAUUCACUUAAACAUUCUGUUUCUUUUGAGAUAUUUGUACUCAUAUGUGUGUUUGUGCUUUUAUAACAUGCCUAUAAGCAUUGAACUCUGUGGAUUACAGCAGAGAUUUUUCAAGAGCUGAAGGCUGUACAGAAAUACGGCUGGCUAGUCCUAGAUGCCUAUAUCUGUGACUGGGAUUAAAAUCAACCGUGAGUGUGAACACAAGCUCAUCCAAUUGAAAAACUUAAUUACUCAGACAUUCAGGAUACCUGUAAUCAACCUUUCUCUUUCUGUACUAUUUCAUCUAUGCAGUUAAAGAACACUGACUGAAAACAUCUGGUGCAGCUUUAUUAGUUUGUCGCUGAUGAAGGCUAAUACAUAAGACUGGAGCUUUUUAAUACACUAUGUUUUGAGCAAAAUCUUUAGCACAUCUUUAAAACACUUAAUGAAAUUGACAGUAUAAAACUCAGCUUCGUUGACUUAUGAAAACAGUGGAAGGGAAUUUCAAAAGGCUACAAGAUUGUUUUGAAUUCUAAAGACGUGACCGUUUUCAUUCUCAGUAACUUCAGAAUUUAUGCAUAUACUCUAGGUUAAUCCUUGACACAAAAGCCUGAUAUUCAAACACCCAGGGUCUACUUUUUUUUUUUUUUUUAAAGGACUUAUUAUACAUUGGUAAAAGUUUGGCAGAAACAAUUUGUAAAAAACCAUUUCUACUAAGCAAGUUAAGUAAUGGGCUAAAUGUUUUGUCCAUGCAUCUAAUGCUUGAAAGGGUUUGUAAUGCAUUUUGUGACUUGGAUGUGGUCUGCACAGGAAGCUGCUGGCCCCUGCGCAACAACACAUAAAAAGUUUGUCUUUUUUUAAGAUGUUAAAACUGAAUUGAAUUUACUAAAAAUGUAAUUGUGUAGGGGAAAAUGUUUAUACUUUUAUACUUUUUUAGACACCCCUAUUUUAUCAGCUUAAAUUUAGCACCCAAAUUUCCCCUAAAUAGUAACAGAUUAUCUUGUGUAUCUGAAAAUAACUUUAACAGUUGUCUGUGUUAACUGCAUAUUAAAACAUUUCCUCUGCUGCAGUAGUUACUGUGUUUUUAAACAGUAUGACUCCACGGAAUUCUCUGAGCUCCCUAGCUCAUGGAAUUGCAGCUAACGAUGUUUCUUGUUGUUUUCUUUGUGUCCCUACAGAAGAAUUCGGCAUUGGUCUAAGUGGAUUUUAAUGCCUAAAAUACCUGUUUUACAAUGAUCCUUAUGAAUCGGCAUUUCUGUUGUCUUUCUUAUUUAACCCAAAAAAGUAUUUCAUAAAGUGAAAAUUUCAAGAAUAACAGCAGCAAAGCAUGAGUAACAAACUGAGGCAAACUGAACAAAUUUAGAAUAUGUAAAAGGGCAUGUUUCUCCAAGUAUGUUUUUUCACUGGAGUAUUUUCAGUUUAAAAACAUGCUUUUAUGGUGAGAUUUCCUACAAUCUAAUUUACAUUGUAUCCUUGUUGUAGCAAAUUUUGGGGAAAUGAGUGGUUAAUCAUUUUGCACUUUGUUUCCAGUACCUCACAAAGAUUUUAAGGGGGGGGGGGGGGGGGGGGGAAGGCAAAAAAAAAAGAUAACUUUAAUAGGCAGGUACCUUGUAAAUUAUUUUAAAUAUGAUGUUGUUUGAGACCACCUGAAAUAACUACUUUCCUGUUCUUGCUAACGUCAUUAUUGCUUUAAUUUUUGGUGAACAUGUGAGGCUUUCAGAUAGAUGGAAGUGCUACUGUAUGCCUUUUUCAAGGCAUUAAGAAUGGAUCCCUAUGUUAAGUUUGGUUUCUUUUUAUUUGACUCUUGUAAUUUCAAAUAAAAUUAGCUACGGUAACAAGGUAAUUGCAUUAGAGUCCAAUCUACAUCACCAGGUUUUGCAAGCAUUGCUUCGUCUGUUACGAUCUUGCAGGAUGAGGUAAUGUGCUGGUAGUUUAAGCGGGAGUCCUUUGGUUCUUCUCUGUCAUUUGGGGAGUAUUUACCUCAGGAGAACUGCCUGUGACUGUGUAAAGCCGGGGGGUUCACUGGGGGGCUGUAGUUGGAUAGCCAUGCUGCAAAAAGCCUUUGACGUUAACUCUGGAUUUACACAGCUUCUCUGUUCUUAAAUCAGAACAGUAUUCCAGGUUAGAAUUUAAGAUCCUGAGCACAGAGAGAUGAUAGCAGAAAGAAGUGAAGCAGGAAAGUAGAGAUACCAAAACAUAAGAGUUAAUCAAGGUGACCUCUCAUGAAAAUGUAAAUUCUAUGAAAUAUUUAACUUUCAACCCUUCUGCUAUACAAAUAGUCAGUGAAGUUGUUUGGUGUGUUGUCCAUGGAACAGGAGGUUACUUCAGCAGAUGAUUAGUGGAUUUUCAGUGAAAUUGUUUAAAGGCUUUUCCACAACAAACUCCUUGCAGAACUUGUUUAAUAACUGAGAAGUUCAGUUUUACCAUAGCAAUUUUGUGCUUUGAGUUAGGAAACAGAGAGCAUACUGUUGGCCUUAAGUUUUGUCAGCGGCUAAUUUUCUGUAUUGAAGGUAACAUUUUUAUAUUAAAGGUUUUUGACUUCUUCAAGUGGCAAUUAUAUCAGAGCUUAUCUGCAAUGAAUAAGUCAUUCCGAGGCCUCUUAAGAUGUGAAUGUCACCUGGUCCAUAAUAACAGUCCAAAAGUGUAGUCUGACUCAGCAGCUCCCACAGUAAAUGUGAAAUGGAUUAUUUUUAUUUUUUUUCAAAUUAACAAAAGACACAAGUUUACUGGGAAUUCUCUCCCACUUACUGUGGGGUUCCCAUGGAUUAUGGCUGAUUGCAGUUUGCUACCCCACAGUAACUGAAUUGUGUGUCAAAGGCCUGAUAGUAUUUAGAAGCUUGUAUUGAUUACCUACUAAAGUUUCUGCCCUCAGAAUCAUAUACUCAUAAAAUUUGGGAAAUGUACUGUCUUGUUUUUCAAAUUCAGCUAUGUUUCUUGUAAUGAUAAAAGUUCCUUUGUAAAAUCUUUGAUUUGAUAAAUGUGAUAAAUCUUCCAUUGUAGCAUUAGUAAAAGAGAUUUCUUAAGAAAUUGAACUUGGUGUAUCCAUCCAACUCUUUUGUCUACAGAUUUUCUUUAGACAAUAGCUGUGUACCUCCAUUUCUAGCAGUGUGAUUGCACAGUUAUGUUUGAUUAGAAACAGGAGUAUUUCCUGAAGAUACCAAAGCUGAAUCUCUUCUUUCUCUGAGAGGGGGGCUUUUUUCAGGAGAAGUAUGAAAACUAGCAGAUUAGCUAAAAGAAAACUUGAUUGCAAGCAUGCUUAGGGAACAGGUUUGGUGAGUAGGAUGAUGGUGUUUUCAGAAGACUGCUUCUCAGAGCAGAACACUGUAUUCUGUGAACGUCUGUUGAGGUUGUUGAGUGUUGUCCGUCUCUUUUUGAGCUGUAGAGAGCUACCACCAGCAAAUUAACACACUAAUUACAAAUUACAGUUACAAAAAUGAACUUGGAGUGUAAAAAUACAAUAGUAUCUGAUUGAACAAAAUGACCUAGAAAAUGGAUUAUAAAGCGUAUUGUCCAGUCAUUCAGGUAUACUGGAAUACAUUGCUUGAGAAGUGAAGUACUGGGCUUUUAAUGAAGAUCAAAGUCAAGUGAAAGAGAGUCUGGAGAUGAAGCUUGGGAUUUUUUUUGUUCACCUGAGGUGCGAUAAAAUCAUAAAUUAUCAUUCUCCUAUUUUAUUCUCUCUGUCACCACAUCAAAAGUAUCUUUGAAGUUUUUUAAAUGAACUUCUUCAAUCAGCCCUGAAAGGUUGGGGCUUUUGAAAAGGGGAUGAGAUUUUGUUAUGCUGUUAACGGUACCUGUUAGCUCAGGGCAGUUGGAUUAGAACUUCCAGUGGUCAUUGGAGAGGUAUCUUUUCUAAGACAACAAUUUUGAAAUACAUGCAGUCUGAGGAUGCUACCUGUUACUUUGUUAUAGUUUAGACUCCAGCUUUAAGGGCAAUCUCAGGACGUUACCUGGGUUUGUAUGUAGAAUUAUUCUUAAAAUAGUAUAAAUUUUCAUUUUAAAAACAAUGUGGAAGGCUCUCUAGGGAAUUCAUUGUCAUAUAGCCUUUCUUUUGGCUCACAACAGUUCAGGAGCUGUAAAGGCUUCUUGCAGAACUGAGGCUUUAAAGGGCUAAAUAGAUCUUACUGUUCAGUUUGCCUAUAAAUGACUGUCAGAGAGAAGGAACUCUCCAUUUUCAGUGCAGAAAUGCUAAGGGCUAAAAUCCUUUCCAGGGCUAAUUUGAGGUUUUGAAAGACACAUAAUGUUUAAGAAGCAGCUUAUCUGUUUUUCUUUCAGCUCAUGGACUCUAAAAAAAUUUUUUACAAAUUGCUGAACCAAUUGCAGAUUGAAGCAUUCAUAUAUGGCUGGAAUUUCAGUAUCCAGCUUGCAAGGAGUACACUAGAGAAAACAGUACACUUGUCCACCACUUUGUUAUUGCCUAUGCUGAAAUGUAACAACUUCUGAACGGCACUGGCAAUAGAGAGAUUUUGAGGAAGAUUCUGCCCCAGGCAAGUGUUGAAUAUUGCAACUUUGCUGUCCUUUACUUCAGCAAGGUCUGCCAAGGCAUAAACUUCUCAAAAGUUUAGUGAACAGAUACUGCUGCAAAUGCAGCUUUCUAGGCCCAUCAAAUGGUUCUCUUUAGGAUGUUGUGUGUUAAUAACUACUAUAAUGAGAGAAAAUUCUAGGAAGUUAUUUUGCUACUUUGGGGAUGGGUGGAAAGGGAGGAGGUUCUGUAACAGCAGUCUUCUUGCCUUGGAAAGCUGAGCCUAAGUUUUGACCUGACUUAACACCUGUUGAGAUUUCCAGGCCUGGUCAUCUGAAAUGUAAGAGUUAAUGUAUUAAUGUACAUGAUCAUUGCUCCUUUUGAAGAUUUUCCAAAAGCUUAUGCACAAUUUUACUCAAACUUACCUUGGCUCACAUGUGCUUGCUAGGAUGAAGCAAGUGCCAAGGCACUGUAAGAGAAACAUUGCCAACCUGUCUACCUGGACCUGAAGCAAGAUCACCAAACUGAAGGAGUAUCAAAUGGCACCUAUUUCUACCUGCUUCUGCCCUGAGCCUCAUCUGAGGCUAGCUAUGAAAGAUCUGUUUCCUAUGGACUCUCUUGACCCUCCUACCCAACUCAACAGGUGUUCUUCCCUCCCCCCCCCCCUCCCCCCAAAUCACUGAUCUCAAAAUCAGUUGUGCAUGAGCUGUUUGUGUUGCUAUCCGAGUGGCCAUACUUGCGACAUCUUAUUUACUGGAUAGUGGAUUAGCAAUAACACUUUAUUUUGUGCCAGUUCAUUAUCUCUGAAGUGUUCUUACUGCAGCAAAGUUUGAGUUUUGAUCUGGUUUUAAUGCUAUUGCAUUAGCCAAAUCUCUUAGCACAGACAUAGACAAGAAACUGAAUCCAUGGAAUUUCCCUGGACAAAAAUCUGCUAGGGCUUCCCAAGUCAUUUGAGGAUGGUUAUAGCUAACCAUCAUUUUUAAAACAAACAUACAAUUAAAAUGUGUGUGGGUAUUUUUUUAACCUUCUUUUCAUAACACUAGCAUAUUGUAAACUGCAUGAAAUAAACCUGUUUUUUUCCUUUUAAA
Molecule: messenger RNA, 7220 nt
Organism: Falco peregrinus (peregrine falcon)
Lineage: Eukaryota; Metazoa; Chordata; Aves; Falconiformes; Falconidae
Gene: KCTD5
Product: potassium channel tetramerization domain containing 5
Exons: 8
Coding region: 45-863 (272 amino acids)
Biological process (GO): proteasome-mediated ubiquitin-dependent protein catabolic process; protein homooligomerization
Cellular component (GO): Cul3-RING ubiquitin ligase complex; cytoplasm
Molecular function (GO): cullin family protein binding
Source: RefSeq, a predicted model, not a curated record